This is a messenger RNA of Haliotis rubra (blacklip abalone), 3418 nucleotides long. RefSeq names its product perilipin-2-like. Lineage: Eukaryota; Metazoa; Mollusca; Gastropoda; Lepetellida; Haliotidae. The record is from RefSeq and is a predicted model, not a curated record. The coding region runs from base 200 to 1471 and encodes 423 amino acids. The transcript has 10 exons. Gene Ontology annotation, biological process: positive regulation of triglyceride storage; lipid storage. Gene Ontology annotation, cellular component: lipid droplet; cytosol.
GGAAACACGUCAAGGAGGGUCACGCGCAGACCAGCAAGUGGACUUUGAACCGUACGUUGAUGUAAUUUGGCUGGGGUAUAUAUAAAGAAAACCUCGACCACCGAGGAACAUUCACAGCUCGCUAAAUGCUGGAACUCUCACACAUUAUACUGAGCAGUAAUUAUAUGUACGACAAAGUCUGCAGGCACAACAAGCAAGAAUGGAAGAGGAACAGUUCAUAAAUAAGCUGGGGAACCUACCGAUGGUGAACCUGGCAUGGACCACUGCCUUCAGUGCCUAUGAGAAGACAAAAGAAAGGCAUGCCCUGUUGAGGACAGCCCUCAACUUGGCCGAGAGCAGUGUCACCACAGUGGCUCAAACUGCUAAGCCACUUGUGGACAAAGUCCAGCCUCAGAUUGCUGUGGUGAAUCAUUAUGCCUGUGAGAAGCUGAACACCCUGGAGACCAAGUACCCAGUCAUCACCCAGCCUGCUGAUGAGGUGUAUGCCAACAGCAAGAAAGCCUGUGAGGAAUACCUUAAACCUGUCACCAGCACCGUCAGUGGCGUCUACAACGUCGGCAAGCAGCAGGUGACUCGUGUGGGUCAGUUUGGUACUGCAACGGUCAAUGGUGUGAAGAACUACAGCACCAGUCAGAUUGCACGUGUCCAAAGUCUUGGUCAAGGUGUGCUGGAUGCCUCCCUCGGUACCAAGUAUGGCCAGCUGGCUGUGUCUGGACUGGACGGUGUGCUGUCUACGUCCGAACAUUUGGUGGACAGAUAUCUGCCUCCCGAGGAUGGUGAGGUUGACAAGCCAGAGAAGAAUCCUCUGUACCGUGCCACGUCACUCACGUCCAAGGUGCGACGCCGCAUGUACAAGAGGGCCAUGCGAGACCUGCGUGGCGUCCAGGUGAAGGGUCAGGAUGCCCUGUCCAAACUCAACUUUACCGUCAACCUGAUCGACUAUGCCAAGAACAAUAUGGACCAGGCCCGCACCAUUGUAGGCGAUAGUGUGACCGCUGUGCAUGACAAGGUCACCAACACCUGGAGCCGCAUCACCACCGAGGAUGAGGAGGGGGAAGAGAAGAACCCUCAGAACAUGGAGGAGAGAACCAUUCUUCUUGCCCGUCGCCUUACCCGCCAGAUACGUCACAGCACCGCCACAGUGUCCCAGUACAUCACCUCUCAACCUCAGCAUCUUCGGGAAACUAUUGCUCAGGCUACAAAAUAUAUUGAAGAACUCUACUCAACUUUCUCCAAGGCUAAAUCAUAUGAAGACCUCCCAUUUUGGUUCCUGAGUCAGGCCAAGGACAGAUUGAGCUAUGUACAGGAAACACUAGGCUUUGCCACCGACCUCCUCAUCUCAACCCCUCUCAACUGGCUGAGCCUUGACCUUGACCUGCAUGAUCUUCAGCUGGAGGACCCGGACAUCGUCAACAGCAAUGGUUUUCCUCACAUCCCAUUACUUGGACCAGGCAGUGUCCAUCUGGAGUGAUUCCUGGUUCCGCGACACUGUAUACUACUAAUACCAUGCUAUAGACGCUAAAGAGACCCGAUCUCUGCAUAUUACUGUUGUUAAUAUAUCGUUUUACGUCAUGUUUUAGUCAUAUAUAUUCGGCAUAAGAGUAUGUGCUUUUAAUGUUUUUAUCAAUCUAUAUGUUUGACCAUGGGCAUUUAGAGCUUAGCAAAUUUGAAUAUGUGUUGUGGAGCGUCCAUGUGUUUCUGUAUUUUAUGAAUGAAAGUUGUUUAAAGAAAACUCGAAUCCUGCCAAACCCACCCAAUGUCCUUUGGCUGUACCGAUACUGAAACUGAACAGAAAUAACCAAGUUCCCUAUGAAGACGUAUGGGUGGGUUUCAUGCAGAUAUAGUUUAUGCUUUUUUUCAGAAAAAAUAUGCCCUCUCCAGAAAUCAGUUUUAGUAUGCAUGUGUACAAUUCUGUACACCUCACAGGGCUGUUCGUGGUAUACUUCAGCGUCAACAUUGUACAGUCUGGCCAGCUGCAAAGGGAGCGUGCUCUACGCCCUGUACCAGUUUCACUUUUGAACUCAGUAUCAGUAAAACAUGACCCUACUACUGAGACGACAUUAGAAGUGAGUUGACAAUCCUUGAAACAUAAGGCUUUUCUACUUCCCCACCCUUCUCAAUAUGCAUUUUGACGAGGUCGUAUUGCAUCGUUUAAUACAAAUAUUGAUACAAUAUACCCGUUGCAAUGUGUACAUGCAUAUUGAAGUCCGUGUCUCGGGGUAUUCCUUUCAUCUGCAAAACCAUGGCUGGUGAACGGGUGGCCAGGUUGCAAAAAUUCAACGUGAAAUGUCCCGACCUUGGUGAAGCCAUUAAUCUUGAAUCAAUUCUUACCUGGUUCGAAUCCAGGUUUACCCUUGUUUUUGUUAUUCGAAUCCAGGUUUACCCUUGUUUUUGUUUUUUUCAACGCUAUGGCCGUGUUUGUGGGUUUUACCAAAGUGGUAACCUCAGACACCUGCAUCACUUUGGGAUUACCCCUCCACAUUGAGUUGCCACGCCUUGAUAUAACUAGAACGCUGCGUUUAGUGUUUAAAAGGCGUUAAACAGACUCGCUCACUACACGACCAUCACAUUCUGCCGAUAACCUGCAUCUAACUGACCAAGGCAGAACAAUGAAUACAACUAUCGUUGUACAGACUGAAGGUGUAGUCAUUGUUAUUACGGUAACAUAAAACAAGAAAGUCCAAGUAAUGUCCUUGGUCGAAGUAAAGAUAAGGCUAUUUACUGACAGGUUCUGCAAUCGAAGGCAGAGUACGCUCAAAUUAUAUCAGGGAGUCUGAUAUUAGAAAGGACCAAUGUUGUAUUUAAUAUACACUGAAAUUAUAACUAGGUCAUCCUUCUGAGGGACUUAUCUUGUUAAAUUGCCAUUUAAAAGAACGUAUCCGGUCAACACAGCAAGUUCUUCUUAUUAUUAUUUUCAAUUUCACAGUCAUUUCACAUGGCAUGUUUGUGCAUUGUUUAAAGCUUUGUAACUGUUCGAUAUGACAAUGAAACAGGCUUGAAUUUUAAAUUAUCUGAACACAGACGCAUGGAGAUGUUUGAGAGAAUGUGUCCGUCAUUUCCUACCUCAGCUGUCACUACAUCACAAAUGUACACUGUAGAAACGACUUACUUCAAACUACGCAAGAUUUUACUCCUAUUUUUACGAGCGUAUACGCAUUGUGUAACGCAUGAUAUACAAGAUAUUGUGAAAUGUGUCCUAACCUCUUUACCGUUACCUAAUGUCGCAUGUACGUGAGACGUAAAGCUAUAGUUUCCUAAACUCAUUUCUUGUAUAUGCUCCAGAGGUUCACGUAAUAGAGCUGGUUAAAAUAUGACCCUUGAAAUACUAAUACGAUCAUUGAAUACCUUUGAAAUAUAAUGUCCACAAAGGAUUUCUUAACUAUGUAUUAAUCUUUAAUAAACAAUAUAUUUCCACUAC